GCCUCAGCCACCCAGAAGUUCCGCAACUUCAGGAGAGCUGGGCAAGGCUGCAGUUGCCAAGCAGCGUCACACUGAAGGCACUGGCAGGGAAGGGGGAGAUUUUCGGCUCCCUUUGCACCGUCUGGCUGCUGGAUUCCUCUGAGGGCCAGUGCAGUCUGCUGUGUAAUUACAGCGCUGCCCACGGGCACCUCACCAGAGGAGUGGAGAGAGGGGGCACCAGUGCAGCUCUCAUGCUCCGUGAAGUGGCCCUGCUCUGUUGCUAGCUUGGCAGCCAGUUGGUCUCGGCUUGGAGGAUUGGGCCUCUCAUGGUGUUUGUCGCCACUGCUGUGAGGCCAGCCUGCUGCCACCCAUUCUGGCUCCUAGGAUUUGUCCUGCUGCUGCUGCUGCCUGGGGCUUGCGGUCAGUGUGGGGCCCUGCCAAGCCUGAGUCAUGCCAUCCCUUCUGGUACUAAUCACACAGAGGGCUUCCCUAUCGGCACAGAAGUGACAUACAAGUGCAGUGCUGGCUUUGUUAAAAUCCCAGGAAAGUCAGACACUGUCGUUUGCCUUUCAAACUCACAGUGGUCAAACAUAGAAGAGUUUUGUGGUCGCAGCUGUCUUGCCCUGCCAAGGUUAAAGUCUGCUGUGUUAAGUGAUGAGGAUUUGAGGAAGAAUUACUACCCUGUUGGGACCAGUGUGAGUUAUAUCUGUCGCCCAGGGUAUGAGAGAACUGAACUGAGUCCUGUCAUUACUUGUCUUGAAAAUUUAACAUGGGGGGAAGCCCCUGAGUUUUGUCUAGGAAAAUCUUGUGGUGUUCCAAAAAGCCCAGAACAUGGCAGACUUGUUGAUGCAACAAAUAACCGGUUUGGUGCAAAAGUAAACAUACUUUGUGAUGAUGGUCAUAAUUACCCAGGACAAACCCACAACUGUCCCUCCCAAAGGAACAGAAGUAACUGGCACUUCCUCAGGUUCUGCGCUAAAUACAGCUGGCAACUCUACUGCACUUGAAGGUGGAGGGCUUGGCAUACUCAUUGACAUAGGCAUUGGCACCAGUAUUGGCAUCGUAGUUCUUGGUGCAGUUGCUGCAAUUAUACCAUUGGCAGUUUUGAAGAAAA
Gopherus flavomarginatus (Mexican gopher tortoise) is the source of this 1093-nucleotide messenger RNA. Its product is annotated as complement decay-accelerating factor-like. The record is from RefSeq and is a predicted model, not a curated record. Lineage: Eukaryota; Metazoa; Chordata; Testudines; Testudinidae. The transcript has 8 exons. Bases 306 to 986 code for a protein of 226 amino acids.